AAGCGGGGAGUUUUGUUGCUGUGUAAGUUUUUGUGCCCAAACAACUUUAGGGAAUGUUUGUUGUGAAUACUUUUGAUGGUUCCGACGAACCCGUGAGACCUACAUCAGGUGGUAGAAGACGUCGUUUAAACAAAGACAACCAUGAACGAGAGAAAAUGAAGAAAAUUCGCCAUUCUGGUGGCGGGCUGAUUCCCUCCGUUGGAUGUAAACACACUGCUGCUAAAAACUUUUGCCAUGCAGAUACAUUAACACCGGAUGACAUCGUAAUGAAUUUUCAGACGUUUUAUGAUAAGCCUGGUAAGGUUGAACAGGACAGGGCUCUACUUCAUCUGAUGACAAUAACAGAAGUUAAACGGCAGCGUCAAAAGGUUGACGAUGAAAACCGAAGAAAGGACAGGAACAUCUCUGUGAAAUACAGUCUGCUGUGUAAUGACCAUCCGCAUAAAGUACCAGUUUGCAAACCAACAUUCCUCACAGUGUUGGACAUCAGGAAAGACCGUGCCUCCCGGGUUGCCCAGUAUUAUGCUGAGACUGCUGAGACACGUCCAGAGAGAAGAGGUGGUGCACGAAAUAUUCAGGAGAACAAACAGCGAAGGCAAUUAAUUGUUGAACACAUACAGUCUUUCACAUGCAGGGCCAGCCACUAUGGACGGAGAGGAGCACCAGGCCGCAAGUAUCUCCCUUGUGAUCUGAAUGUACGCAAGAUGCAUGAGCUCUUUGAGGCUCUCAACCACACGCACACAAGCUACUCCCUGUAUUCUGUGUUUGCCAGUGACUUCAAGCUUGGCUUUGGCCACCCAGCUACGGACACAUGUUCUGAUUGUGCCAAAUACAAAAUCAGAAUUUCUGAUCCAAAUUUGACUGAAAGAGAGAAGCAAAUAGAAUCUGCAUCAUUCAUUUUGCAUCAUCGCAGAGCUCGCAUGUUCUAUGACCUUUUAAAUAGGGUUGCUAAUGAUUAUGUAACAGUCUGCUUUGAUAUGAUGCAAAACUUGAUUCUUCCGAAAACUCCAAUAGGACAGGCUUACUACUCACGUCAGCUGUAUCUGUACUUAUUUGGUGUUGUUAGACACCAUGUAGAAAACAGUUACCAGAGAAAAGACGACAUCCACCUCUACAUGUGGCAGGAAAAUGAAAGCAGCAAGGACAGCAAUAUGAUUGCAUCUGCAUUAAAUGAUUGCUUCAAGGUUCGCCUUGAGGGUGAAAUCCGUAAAUCCAAGGGGCUUCGGCUGUUUAGCGACUCUUGUUUUGGGCAAAACAAAAAUCUGACUGUGGUGUCCAUGCUCAUGGAACUUAAACAGUUUUUUCCCAGCCUUGGCAUUGAGCACACCUUUCCAGUUAGAGGGCACAGUUAUCUCCCAGCUGACCGUGUUUUUGGUAGGAUUGAACAGAAGAUCAGGAAAACUGACUCAAUUCGUCUACCACAAGAAUAUCAUACUCUCUUGCAGCAGUUUGGCAAUGUUUACAUUUAUGGCACAGACUGGAAGGCAUUUGAUUAUAGGUCAGCCACAAAAGAAUGUGUGAAGGCUCAGAGAAGCUUUAAGAUCAGUGAUGCACGCAUGCUUGACUUGAGCACCAACAAGGUUGGCUUCAAGACAGUGUACAACGGGGAGUACUGUUUUCACAGUGUGUUGAAACGGAGCAAGCGGUGGGCUGACCUGAAACCUGCCAUACUUCCAAAGCAGUCCACAGUGAAAGUCUCAAAGAAGCAUGAUGUGCUGGCACUUCUGGAAGCAAUAGGUGUGUCUGAUGGAGUGAGGGCUUUUUAUAAUGAGGCAUUAUCUGAGGUGAAUGAAAAUGCAUACCAGAGUGAUGAGGAUGCACAGUAAACGCAGAAACACACACACACACACUGUGGUCUGUCAGACUUGUCAGACAUCCUCCUUACCCCUCUGAGGAUGGUGCACACACAAACAAUCCCACUCAAUUUUUGGUCUGGCAAAGUUGUAAAAUCAUCCCUCUUACCUCUCUCAGAAUAACACACACACACCUGUGGUCUAGCAGAGUUGUCAAACAUACAACUUACCCUAACCUCUCUCAGGAUGGCGAGCACACACACAAAUACGUACAGGUUCAACACUAAACUUACUACUGAAUGUAUUAUCAAUGAUUGUUGUUUUUAAAUGGUGUUUUUGUCAUGCUAUUUAGGUGGCACUUCAGUAGGUUCAAGAUGUAAGAAUUAAUUUAAUAUUGAGCACUAAAGUAAUUUCUGUGUGUUAAUUUUUGUUUUAUGUAGCAGGUAAAGUUGCUACUUUUCCUUUUCUUAGGUUCAGCAUUUUACUGAAGAACUUGAAUAAGUCGACUACUUAAUGUAUUUUUUUUUAUCAAAGUUCAUAAUAGUUUGGCGUUACAGGUUCAGCACUUUACUGAAUAACUUGAAUAACUCUACUGAAUGUAUUUUUUUUUUAGCAAAGUUCAUAAUAGUUUGGCGUUACAGGUUCAACACACUAUUGAAUGUAUUUUGUAUCAAUAUUGAUUAUUGUUAUUUAACACACACACACACACACACACACACACACACACACACACACACACACACACACACACACACACACACACACACACACACACACACACACACUUGAGAGUUGUCAGACAUCCCCCUUACCUCUCUCAGGAUGCUGCACACACACAUACAGGUUCAGCACUUAACUGACUACUGAAUGUAUUCUUAUCAGUGAUUAUUGUUUUUAAAUUGUGGUUUUGUUAUGCUAUUUAGGGUUGCACAUUGAAUGGAUUGCAAAAAAUGAACUGACUGUUUAGUUAGUUGUUUUCCAUGGUGGAUAGUCUAAAAACGUAAGAUUAAGCAUGUGGGAAUGAAUGUUAUGAAGUGUUACUUUAUUAUUGCUUUUAUUACAAAUUGUUUGAUGAAAUUUCCUGAUAUCUACAACAUGUUCUCUUGUUUUAAAAUCAGAAAGACUG
Molecule: messenger RNA, 2919 nt
Organism: Thalassophryne amazonica
Lineage: Eukaryota; Metazoa; Chordata; Actinopteri; Batrachoidiformes; Batrachoididae
Exons: 2
Coding region: 54-1826 (590 amino acids)
Source: RefSeq, a predicted model, not a curated record